AUGUCAGCAAAGCCAAGAUAUUUGACCGAUGCCGAACGAGCAAAAGUCCUCGAGUUUCAAGAUAUGAUCCAUUAUAGUCCACGUUAUAGUGACGACACACACGAGUAUCGACAUGUAAUGUUACCGAAAAACAUGUUGAAAGUGAUCCCACAGGAUUACUUCAAUCCAGAAACAGGGACACUAAGGAUAUUGCUCGAAGAAGAAUGGAGGGGAUUGGGGAUCACCCAGAGUUUAGGAUGGGUGCAUUAUGAAACACACGCUCCGGAGCCACAUAUCUUAUUAUUCAAAAGACCAAUUAACUACGAGCUUUCCCAGUUUCUUUUAGAUAUUGAAAAGAACAUCGAUGAUCAAGAAACGGAUUUCAAAAAAUUGAUUCUCUACGUGUUUUUAUUCACACACAACAAGAUAAAUGAUUUCCAACUGUUAAAUAAACCAGGCGAUGCAGUAGAGAUGUCUGUUAAGCUUAUCGACUCCAUCGAGUUGAUUCUUAGCAAGAAGCUUUAUUUGCUAAACAUGCCUUUGCAUUAUAAUGAUUUUAAAUUGAUACACGUCCCACAGAAUAUUAUGGCAAAAGGCGAGAUAUUAUUUUAUGAAUGGGUCGUUUCGUUUGUGUUGCAUCAUAUCUCAAAUUUACACCUGAUCCACACCACAUCUGGUGUUACCAUGUUGAACAAAUUGAAAAGCUUAUUUUUUCAAGUGAUUAACUUGGUGACAACAAGGCUACACAGCUUUAAGUUUAUCAAAUCCUUAAGCACACUAUUGAUGACAACAUUGGACACUGGCGUAUCGCGUUGCAUGGAAUAUAUGCAAAGUGAUAUUGAUGCCGGACUUUUGCACUUUCAAUCCAUCUUGUAUACGACUUGCCAUUUGUACCUAGUUGUUAAUGACUACGAUAUCAUUAACAAAUGUAAUAUGACCUCACAAAACCACCAAUUAAAACUCGAACGUAUUGGUCGAAAGCUAUGGUUUAUUCUUGAUAGAGCGAGUGCCAUGGUUUCCUCAAGUGAAACAAUGCAGAAAAUGGCUUACAAUCUCAAAUCAUUACUUCUUCUAAACCAAGCAGAUAAUAUUAUACUCAUGGACCUUUGUCACUGGGAACAAGUGGCAUUGCUACUAAACAGGAUCUCGUCUUCGAUACUACAGUUUUUUCAGAAAAGAGAUUAUUUGAUCCCACGGCUGCUACAGGAUGUGGGUUUGAAGAAUGAUAAUAAACGAAAACCACGCCAUUACGAUGCAUUUCAACAUACUAUAUCGAUUGUGCUUUUGAAAAUAUAUAAAUUUUGUGCAACUCGUGAAUUGGUGUCAAACUUUGUUUCUAGCUUUGAAGUGUUGACUCAAGCUGCUUUUGACGACGACAACAACAGCAGCAGCAACAACAACAACAACAACAACAAUAACAAUACUAAUAAUAGCAAGGAAGAAACUAAUACAUUGAAAGAUGAUGUCAACCCUGGUAUUAUUAAAAUCACAUUACGUAUUAUUGCAAGAAGGAUAAUUGAACUGAACACUGAGUACAAGGACUUACUUGGUGCCUGGCUAGUAGAAGAUUCGCCAACACCUUCUUUUAAUGAUGCAGAAUUGAGUCAGUUAAAAUUUGAUUUAGAAGAGAAUCCGCGCAGCAAAGAACAAGCUUUGUAUUUCAUUAUUCGGGAAGAUCUUGAGUAUCACGAGGCGAACGAUUUCAGUGACGAAGUCAACUAUAUCGAGUGGAUUAAAUAUCUAAAAACAACAAUUAAGGAGUAUCCAGAGGAGUUUGAAAAUGAAUUAACAUUGUAUACUUUGAUGACUGCUUUGAGUAAGUUCCCACAACUAUGUUUAGUAAAUACACGAGAUGGAGACAUAAACAAUUUCAACGAAGAAGAAAACAAGUUUGUAUCUGGACCUACACCAGUUCCAGUGCCAGUGCCAGUACCUGCACCUGCACCUGCACCCGCACCCGCAUCAGCACCCGCAUCAGCACCAACAUCAGCACCAACAUCUUCUCAUAUUCCUUCUUCGUCUUGCUUUGGAACCGUUUCCAAGAUGCGUCCACCUGUUAAAGCUACUACAGAAUCAGUUAUUUUUGAAGAAAUUGUGGAUCAAUUUUUUCUAUCACCCAAUAUUUUGGACCGAAUUUUAAACGAGCCAGUACUUGCAUGCAAUUUCUUAAUUAUGAUUUACAAUUUCUACGCAGCAUAUAUUCCCGAUUUUGGCAGUUGUGAGGGAAAAGAACUUGAUGAAUCCAAUGCACUGCAUGAUUUUCAUGAUUCUAGUGGCUCCAAUGAUUGGUGUAAUAUUCUCCUUAAUCGCUUGUUGAGUAUACUAGCUACUCAUACAAACAGAAGUACCAGGAUGCUUGUUACUCGAAUCUUACCUUUGUAUUUAAUCAGGGAUGCGGACGAAGCAGAUCUUGAACAAAUAUUCAAGUUUAUUUUUCAAAGGAUAGCACUGAUUGAUUUCAGCAUGAGUAGCAAACGAUAUUUAGCAGAGUCAACUAUUCAAAGCUUAAUCCAGUUGGCAAUGGUUUGCACUGGGGUGCGUCUCUGCGCGGUUUAUUUCAAACUAAUCGAUUGGCUUGGAGAACCCAACGACCAACACCAAAACUACGUUUAUUGUGGAUUUCUCGAUAUAUCGCGUGCAAAGAAUUUGUCAACAUACAAAUUGCUCUCACCUUAUUUUCCAAGUAUAUCAGAUUUGAUAAUAAAGAAACCGAUUUUGUUAGACAGAAUGCUUCAAGUCUUGGGUAUGAGCAAGAGCUAUUUUUUGAGCAGGACAAGGGACUAUACGGUAUGGAAGCUUUUGGAGUACCAUAAAGAUCCAACAUUAAUAAGCCAAAUUGCCGAGGCAUCAAACUGGUCGGUGGAAAAGUUAUUAGCUCAAAACUUGCCCAAAAUCUUGGCCUCGUAUUUGGUAAGAGACCCCACCAAUCAAAGGUAUGUGGUUAAAGUAUUGAGCAGUGUGUGUCCACAUUAUAAGCAAUUCUCCACAAGUGAGAUAUUCACACACAUUGGGGACAUUACAUGGAAUGUGUUAUUGGAAAUCCAAGUAGACCACAAUCACGCAGGCGAGGUGAAAAAUUUGGAACGCAUAAUAGGUGCACUCGAGGUUGUAGCUACCAAUGCAUUGAUCAGCAAAAAGCCAAAAGCAACUAAUGAACACCAAAAUCAAAAUCAAAAUCAAAAUCAAGAGCGAUUAUCGAAAUUGUUGAUUGAAGAGCAAAUGCUCUUGCUCGUGCAAAAGUUUAGCGAUGUGACCCAUCUCUUAAAAGGUGCGAAACCUUAUUUGGAAAGAAUAGCUUCUUUCCAGGCCAUUUUGUACUUGAUUAGAAAUCAUGCCGAUGCAUUGACAUCUGCCUUGGGCCAAUUGUCCACUUGUUUGCAAGCAACUUUGGAGGAGGAGGAUCUUCAAAUAUUGACAUUAACGUGCUGGCACGAAUUGGUGAUUCGGUUACCAUCAGCACGAUUAAUCUCCUUAAUUGAUAUUGUAAUCUCGAUGAUUUUUCAAAGAUUCCAAACUUUCAACUCCGAAGCUCAAAAGAUCAGUAUUGAAAUUUUAAAGAGAAUAUAUUCCGAGAUAAAGGAUAAGCACAACCGUUAUGCUUUGUAUUACCUUUCGCUUCCGUUCUUGGAUUACAUGUCGGAUUAUGGUUUUAUCAAAGAGUUUCGUAAUCUCAAGUCCCCAUCGCGUUUGACAAUUUUCCAGGAGUUUAACAGAAGGCUCUCAACAAGCAACAAGUAUGUUGUGGCACAAGCACUAUUUGAUUUAUUCAACUAUUGUGAAAAGUUUCAAGUCAAUUGUCAAAGAGACUAUUUCAAGGAUGCUAGUUUAACUUCAACAAUUACAUUACUCGUGCGAACAAUAUUUGACACUGCAACACAGUUUCAAAGUACAGAUCCUCAGAUCGCGUCAGAUUGCGCAAAAGUUUUGGCCAUCAUUGGAGCAUUGGAUGCUAACAAGUUUCAAUUCAAAACCGUUCAGCAACUGAUUGUGGUGCAACACAAUUUUGAAAAGAGCAACGAAAAUGCACAGUUUCUAGUAGACUUGAUUGAAAACUAUAUUUUGAAGUUGUUUUGGGCAUCGAAUGAUCCACAUCGACAAUUGUUUUCUGCAUAUGCUAUGCAAAACUUCCUUACAAUAAUGAACUUGGAUGAAAACUCUCUAGAACGUGGCGAUAGCAUUUGGAAUAAAUUUGGCGAGAUUGCCAAGUCGACAUUGACACCAUUGCUCAAUUCCAAAUACGCGGCUCAAAAGCCCAAACCAAUGAACAUCAGAAUCCCGUUUCUUGAUUCUAGCAUGAGAUACGACACAUGGCUAGUUGGGUUUACAUCCUAUGUGUUGAGAAGAGGAUGCGAGGCUGAGCCCAACGAAAAACUUAACGCAAGGCAAAAGAUUUUUCAAACGUGUGCUAUUCUCAUCAAUAAAGAAAGAGAUUUGAGAUUAUGCCAGCAUUUAUUAAAGUAUGCAGUCUUGAGCCACAUAAUGACAUUGAAUACAGAGGUUGUUCAGCAAAUUAAAGAAGAGUUUCUUUACAUCAUGCAAGUUGAUUUAAAUGCCCUCUCUUCAGAAGAACGCAAGACACAGUUGAAGCUCUGUUUCCAAGCCGUUUUUGCUGUUUUUGACUAUUUGAAUGAGUGGACUUCAUCAACGAGACAUUAUUCAAAUUAUCUGGUGUCACUGGACUCUACUACUUCGGAUUUAUGGAGCGAUAGAAUUGAAGAAGUAAGCACUUUUCUUUCCCAUUUUCAUAUGGAUCUUAUGGCGGCCAACUCUGUUCAAUGUGACUCUUUUGAGCGUACCAUUAUGUAUAUCGAAAAACUAUAUCGUGAAAAUCAUAUCAGCAACACAUCGUUUAUAAUGGGAAAUUUUAAUGCUGCUCGAACAUUGCAAAUGAUGUAUGCUAACUUAAAUGAUUAUGAUACCCUAAAUGGCAUUCUCAAACUAUUUUCGACUAAUAAUGUCAAGGAUAAAUUGGCAGCUUUUGAGUAUAGUGACAAUUCAAGUCUUGCUUUUGAGUCAUUUAAGGUGUCUUCAACAUCAACCAACACAGCUACAAUAGCAGGAUCAACAGGGGCAGUAGGAGCUGAUGAUCAAAAUUGGAGAGGAAGCAGCACUAAGCUAUUAUACGCUCUCAACGAGAGAGAUUGGUCUAUAUUGGGACUUAAAUCUGCUAUAUAUGCAGGUGAUAUUGACAAACUUCGUAGCUGGUUGGAGGUUACCGAUACAGUGGGCAUACCGGAUGAUGUGGAAACAUCCGUCACCUACGAAUUAGCUCGUUCUUUGCUCUUUUUAUCGAAUAGAGAUUCCAAUGCGGUUAAAGGUUCUGUGAAAUCAAUUUAUAAUUCCGCGGGCCAAUCGCUUGUGCCAUCUUUCUCCUCUAAUUUCAGUAAGAACGUGUCCCUUAUGAACCAACUUCACUCAACAUACGAUUUAGAAGAGGUAUUAAAGUCUCAAGGGUCGAGCGACAUUUGGAAAAUCAGGCUAACAAACACAGAUCAGGAUUAUGAAACACAAAUGCGGAUCUUGAGCACACAUAUUGUGGCUCUCCAAUUUCUUGGCCUCAACGAAAAAGUAUCUAAUAUGCUUUUACUUGAAUCUGAAUUAGCAAGAGAAAACGGUCGUUUUGAUGUUUCUACAAAAGCAGUGGUUAGGGCAAUGGCUUUAGACAAUCCAUUUGCAAACGUUGAAUUUGCAAAAUUAUUAUGGACGCAAGGCAAACAAUCUGAAGCGAUUAAAUCUAUUCUGGAAACAUUGGCCAACCCGCCUUCAACAGACCCAAAAUUAAUGGCAAGAGUACAAUUGCAAUACGCAAACUGGCUUGAUGAGUCCAACCAUGUGUCUGCACGCCAAAUCAUUGAGGAAUAUAAAAAAGCAUUCAAUAUGGAUAAAGAGUAUGAAAAAUCAUGCUAUGACAUUGGGAAAUACUAUAGUAAAUUAAUGGAAACAUCUCUGGAAAAAUCAGGGUUGUACGAGCAUCUUACUGUGCGGAAUUACUUAAGAGCAGUGUCACUAAGCACGCGAUAUAUUUUUGAAGCAUUGCCCAAACUAAUAACAGUAUGGCUAGAUUUUGCAAAGCGUCCAAAAAAAACCAAGUCUGCAGAGAAAAUACUUCUUCAAAUGGUGGGCGAUGUCAAUGCUAGUCUCAAAAGCAUUCCAAACUAUAUCUGGUAUACGGCACUCACGCAAAUCCUUUCGCGAAUUAUCCAUGACCAUGAACCUUCAUUCCGUAUUUUGGCAACGAUUGUUACGAACCUCAUCAAGGAGUUUCCGCGUCAUAGUCUUUGGUAUGUGCUAUCACACGUUUAUUCUACUGAUCCCAAACGGAAACAAAGGGUAGAAACGAUUUUGGAUGUACUUAAACGGUCAAAAAGGACUAAGGAUGGCGAGUUAAUAGUAGGUGCUCAGAACUUAUUUUCAAAGUUUAUCGAAAUUGCCUCUAAACAAGUUGCAAAAUCGCCCAAAACCAAACAAUUGUCCUUGUCCAGAUAUUUCGGCGUUUUGGAUCCUCGCCAACCUCACACAGAGUUGGUUAUUCCAGUGCAAUCCAAUUUGCAAAUUCGAUUACCUCAAAGUGAAACAACAAUAUAUACAAGCUUUCCUAAAUCUGCUUCUGUGACAUUUGAUGGCUUUGACGACGUGGUGAAUAUUUUUUUCUCUUUGCAAAUGCCGAGACAAAUCACUAUUCGCGGGUCAGAUGGUAAGCCGUAUAGAUUGAUGAUUAAAAGCGACGAUACCAGAAAAGAUGCCAAGGUGGUUGAGUUCACUACAAUGGUCAAUAGAAUUUUACAGGCGAGUUCAGAAGCUAGGAAGAGAAACUUGAGUGUGGCUAAUUACUCGGUGAUACCUUUAUCAGAGAAAAUAGGAGUCAUUGAGUUUGUAGUCGAUGUGCAGACGAUGAAAAGUAUUAUAACAGAAGAAAGAAGACGAAGGAAUAAGGUUGUUAAUGAAAGAAAGAUAUUUAUGGCUCUCGAACUGGCUCAAAAAUUUAUCAAAGAAAAAAGACCGGAUGAAAAUGGCUUGAAGAUGCAAGCUUUAGUCGAAUUGUUUCAAGGUAUUCUUGACAAGAAUGAGCCACUUUUGCACCACUGGUUUGUUGAAGAAUUUUCAGAUCCCAGUUCGUGGUAUAUUGCGCGAAAUGAAUUCACGAGAUCUUCUGCAGUAAUGUCGAUUGUUGGAUACUUAAUAGGGCUAGGUGAUCGUCAUUGUGAAAACAUUUUGCUCUUCAAAAAGAGUGGUGCUGUUUUACACAUUGACUUUGAUUGUUUGUUUGAGAAGGGGAAAUCACUACCUACUCCUGAGGUUGUUCCUUUUAGAUUGACACAAAAUAUGGUUGAUGCUAUGGGAAUAUGCGGAGUAGAUGGAGGUUUUCGAGUCUCAUGCGAGGUUGUUGGAAAACUACUUCGAAGCAAUGAGCAGUCUUUGAUGAACAUAUUGGAGAAUUUGCUAUACGAUCCACUUUUGGAUUGGAAAAUUAACCAGAAUCCUCAACACGAUCUUUCAAAAGUCAGGAAAAAAAUCCGUGGGUUGAUAAAUGAAGACGAAGGUUUGGCCAUGAAUGUGCAUGGUCAAGUAGAUGUACUAAUCCAGGAGGCAACAUCCAUAGAACGCUUAGCGCGAAUGUAUGGUGGGUGGUCUGCGUAUGUUUAG
This is a messenger RNA of Lodderomyces elongisporus, 7623 nucleotides long. It is a transcript of the gene MEC1, whose product is annotated as protein kinase. The transcript has 3 exons. Gene Ontology annotation, biological process: DNA damage checkpoint signaling; protein phosphorylation; telomere maintenance. NCBI's taxonomy places the organism in Eukaryota, Fungi, Ascomycota, Pichiomycetes, Serinales, Debaryomycetaceae. The record is from RefSeq and is a predicted model, not a curated record. Gene Ontology annotation, cellular component: nucleus. Bases 1 to 7623 code for a protein of 2540 amino acids. Gene Ontology annotation, molecular function: protein serine/threonine kinase activity; cyclin-dependent protein serine/threonine kinase regulator activity; protein binding.